CUCCUUUGGGCGCAAGUUCUGGAGGAAUCCCAACUUCUGCAACUUUCUGCAGCUAUCAGGCAUUUGUAUUCCGGUCACCCUUAGCUCUGUUCAGCACACAACAGUACCUAUAAACCUUCAUCAAGGGCACGCAGAAGCUGCCUGGGAAGACAGACCAGUUAUAGCCUUCUCCAUCACCUGGUGGUAGCUGCAGCAAACCAUCUGCAACAUGUCGCACCUGAGCAUCCUGACGUUCAAAUACAACCUAGCGAAGCUCCGGUUCAAGCCCGCCCGGCCGACCGGACGGCUGCUCUCCUCCAGGGACCGGCAGCAGUCCGACCUGAUGAUGUACAAGCCUGAUGACGAGGAGAUGGCCAAGGUGUUCGACAAGAUCGCCGGCGAGCCUGGCCUGAUCUCGAGGAGCGACCUCCAGGCGCUCCUGCAGAGGUUUGACAAGGCCGAUGCCGUGGGCGAGGCGCGGCGGAUGGUCUGCGCCGCCGACAGCAACAAGGACGGGUACAUGGACCUGGAGGAGUUCAUGGAGGUGCACAAGAACGGCGUCCUGCUAGGGGACAUACGCCGGGCCUUCUUCGUGUUCGACAGGGACAGGGACGGCAGGAUCACGGCCGAGGAGGUGAUGGACGUCCUGCGCAAGCUCGGGGACAGCUGCAGCCUCGAGGACUGCCGGAAGAUGGUGAAGGAGAUCGACAGGAACCAUGAUGGGUACGUCGACAUGGAUGACUUCAUGGCCAUGAUGACUCGCCCAAGGAAGAGGAUGUAACAUUUGUGGUCAAGCAAAACCUACGUCUGUUACCAACGCUGGUUUAGCUCGUCUCUAUUGCGUGUAGCAAAAACUGAAACUUGUAAACGCCAGGAAGAAUAAUAAAGUAAACAGACGCCUUGUGCUUCUAAUCUUAA
This is a messenger RNA of Hordeum vulgare subsp. vulgare (domesticated barley), 897 nucleotides long. Its product is annotated as calmodulin-like protein 30. Gene Ontology annotation, molecular function: calcium ion binding. Lineage: Eukaryota; Viridiplantae; Streptophyta; Magnoliopsida; Poales; Poaceae. The record is from RefSeq and is a predicted model, not a curated record. The transcript has a single exon. Bases 209 to 760 code for a protein of 183 amino acids.